AUGGGCGUCAUCCUAGCCAUCAACGCCGGCUCUAGCUCCGUCAAGAUCUCAGUCUACCUGGCGGACAAGGGGAAAACGCCGCGCCAGAUUGCUGAAUCCCAAGUGGAUGGUCUUACAGCUCCUCCGGCCAAACUGAAGUAUUCGCGAGGAGAUGAGACCAUAAUCAAAGACAAAGACGUGGACACUACCGUCAACAGCCAAGACGAUGCCUUUGCCUUGCUGCUCAAGACACUUGUGGACGAUGCUGAAUUGAAAGAGAUUGGCUCCAAGUCAGAUGUCUCCAUUGCCUGUCACCGCAUUGUCCACGGCGGAGACUAUGGCGAGGCCCAAGUCAUUACUCCAGACACAUACCACCAUCUAGAGGCCCUCAGCGACCUCGCCCCUCUGCACAAUGGUGCUGCGCUAGCAAUUGUCGACUCAUGCAUGAAGCAGCUCCCCGAUGCGACCAAUGUUGCUUGCUUUGAUUCACAAUUCCACUCAACAAUUCCCCCUCACAUUUCUACAUACCCCAUCAACCCAACGAUAGCUAAGAAGAACAAGCUGCGCAAAUACGGCUUCCACGGCAUCAGCUACGCCUUCAUUUCGAGGUCCGUGGCUGAUUUCCUCGGCAAAGACCUCAAGCAACUCAACAUCAUCGCCCUCCAUCUCGGAAGCGGAGCCAGCGCUUGUGCCAUCAAGAACGGCUUGAGCUGGGACACAAGCAUGGGAUUGACCCCGUUGGCCGGGCUCCCUGGUGCGACCCGCAGUGGAAGCGUAGAUCCUAGCCUAGUGUUUCAUUACGCCAGCGAUGUAGGGAAGUUAUCUCCAGCCUCAACGGAGAAACUCCACAUAUCCGCAGCCGAGGAGAUCCUCAACAAGCAAAGCGGAUGGAAAUCCCUUACGGGCACUACCAAUUUUGGCACCAUUGCCGCCUCGGAUGAACCCCAGCAUCGCCUCGCUUUUGAUAUAUUUGUGGACCGCGUCUGUGGGUUCAUUGGGAGUUACUACGUCUCGCUUGGAGGCCGGGUAGAUGCCCUUGUGUUUGCAGGCGGCAUUGGCGAGAAGAGUUCCCGGCUUCGAGAUGCCGUCGUCAACCAAGCUGGUUGUCUGGGUUUCGCCAUCGACGAUGCAUUCAAUAAUGCUGAGGAUGGCGGCAGUGCAGCGGUGCGGGAUAUAAGCAGCAAAGAUUCAACACACCGCGUCCUCGUCUGCCAGACGGAUGAACAAUUUGAGAUGGCUAGGGCAUGCACGGACAUGGAAGCACUUUGGACAUGA
Trichoderma gamsii is the source of this 1254-nucleotide messenger RNA. RefSeq names its product acetate kinase. NCBI's taxonomy places the organism in Eukaryota, Fungi, Ascomycota, Sordariomycetes, Hypocreales, Hypocreaceae. Gene Ontology annotation, biological process: phosphorylation; acetate metabolic process. Gene Ontology annotation, molecular function: acetate kinase activity. Bases 1 to 1254 code for a protein of 417 amino acids. The record is from RefSeq and is a predicted model, not a curated record. The transcript has 2 exons.